Molecule: messenger RNA, 603 nt
Organism: Hyalella azteca
Lineage: Eukaryota; Metazoa; Arthropoda; Malacostraca; Amphipoda; Hyalellidae
Exons: 2
Coding region: 95-442 (115 amino acids)
Source: RefSeq, a predicted model, not a curated record
CAGCAUUCAGAAACGAAAAGACCCCUCUACCUUUCAUACUGAAGCGUCAAGCGAUUUUCCUUAGAAGCAAAGCACCUUCUGAACAGCAGCUAAGAUGAUGCUGGCCAAGGUAACUCUGGCUUUUCUGUGCAUCGCAGUCUUCAUCACGGAAACUGUCUUCGCUCAGCCGGUCCAAGUUGCGGACAGUCCGCUGGUGGUCGCGGAUGAAGCAGAAGCUCCCGCGCUGUCAGCCGAUGAGUUGUCUGCGCACGAAUUUUCUUUGGAUGAAUUACCAGCACUUCGGCAGUUCUUGGAUGAAACAGCAGUGGACGACCAAAAUGAUUUUGGAGUCCAAGAAAACCCAGCAACUGUACACAACUGCAAAAAACCCAGAGUACUCCGCUAUGUGCGCGUUUGGAGAGGCGGAAAGUGGCACUACUGGAUUGAAUGUCGAAUGCCGUGAAGAAGAACCUGAUGACAGCGCUCCAAGCUGUGAAGCGUGCAUACGCUACGGAUUGUUCCAUCAACAGAAUAAUAAAUACAAAAUUUCAAGAUAAUGUGCAAUAAUAUGAACAUUCGAAGCAUUCAUUUAAAAUAAAUAAUAUAAUAAAGUACCUUUUGGCC